GUUUAUGUUUGCAGUCACUUCAGAGAGCUUGGCAAACUUCUGUUACACAGUUAUGAUGAAAGUGUUUGAGGCUUCCUUUGAGAAAUACUGAAAACUACAGAGGGACACUAAAUCAUAAAGGAGCAGUGAAACUAUGGAAAUACCAGCCAUAAAUCUCAAGGCCAUCGUGUUGGCUCACUGGUUACUGACACUCUGGGCAUGUUCGUUUCCCUGGCUUCCUACUUCUUAUGCGUUGGGGAACAUGAGUGUUCUUGCAGUGGGAGUGUGGGCCAUUGCACAAAGAGACUCCAUAGAUGCUGUAUUAAUGUUCUUGAUUGGCUUGGCAGUGACCAUCCUGACUGAUAUUGUUCAUUUUGGGCUGUACUAUGCGAAUGCUGAAAGGGGAAAAACUGACUUGUUCCGCUUUUGUGGGGGCAUGGCUAUCCUGAACCUGCUGCUCAAACCUGUUUCCUGUUUCUUUGUCUACCAAAUGUACCGUGAGCGAGGUGGCGAAUACAAUGUCAACUUUGGUUUUCCAAAGAUAACUCGAAACAGAGAUGCCUACGAGUCCAUUGACCAUCAGGACCAGUCUGGUAGCUCUGCCAGCUCCUACAACCAAGCAGAAGGUGGCAAACCUGGGCCAAGUCCCUACUAAACAAAGACCAGGCCCAAAAUAUAACCAACCAGCUUUCUCUGCUACCAAGGCCAUAAUGUAUAAGGAAUUUUUGAUUGGUUUAUGGAAGUAAUUCUUUUUAGAAUUUUUUUUUUUUUUUUUGUAUUUCGUGGAUAGAUAGUACAAGCUUCAAAAACAUGAACAAUAGUCUUUAGCAAACUAUUUAAACAGCUGUACAUUUAGUUGUUUUUUAGCCUGAGGUUUGUGAAGCUCAUAAUGUUCAGGUGGUGGAGAUGGAGUUGGAUCUCGAGUUGGAGUUGGUGCACCACUGUAAUAGCUGUGAUCUUACAUGGUAACUUCCCAGGAACUGUCCUCAAUAUAAAGUGGACACCAACCACAAUGUAUAUGUAAAGCCUAAUUUACUGGCCACUGCUGUGUAACAUCAGAGUAGUUACAUGAUACAUCUAAUAUAAAGUGUAACACUUUCUUUACCAAAAAGUGCUAAUAGUCCUGAUACACAUUUGUUUUUUCAUUACCAAAAAAAGUUUCCAAUGUCCUGUUACACAUUUGUACUGACACACACCAUUCAGUGGGUUAUUACAUAUGUGUAGUUACACAAACAUUAGAGCUGUAGAUACUAUGUACUAAUGUGUAUUUACACUGUGGUUACAUAGUAUACACAUCUAGUUACUAUGUAAGUACACCAGUAUUAGGGAUAUUUAAUAUAAAGUGGGACAGAUUCUUGUUACACCAUAUGCCAUGCAAUCUGUUCUAUAUUUAUGUAGUUCAAUUCAUUCACUUAUUUAUUUGCUAAGCUGCUAAAUUUGGACAUCUGAGAAUUGCGAUUUGCUCAUUUUAAAGACAUAUAAAAGUGGUAAAUUUGAUCCAGGAAUGACAGAAAUGCAUUUAGAUAAAAACAAUUAUUUAAAGGAGUGUUAAACAAACAUUAAAACAUGGAGAUUAUGUCUUUUAAAGAAAAUUCUGAUACCAAUCACCAGAUCACCAGAUGCUCUGUCACCAGAUCACCAGAAUUGUAAAAGAAUUAUUUCACAUCAAUGUUGUGUUCCAUGUUCGAAAGAAAGUCAUGUGAAAUUAUAAAAGCAUUUUAUUUUUGGCUGAGCUAUUCCUUAACACAAAUGUGAGUGUUAUCUUAACAGCUUUAGAAGACAAUAAAAUUUUACAUGUAUGUA
Messenger RNA from Carassius gibelio (silver crucian carp), 1782 nucleotides. RefSeq names its product angiotensin II receptor-associated protein (gene agtrap). Gene Ontology annotation, biological process: regulation of blood pressure; angiotensin-activated signaling pathway. Gene Ontology annotation, cellular component: plasma membrane. Lineage: Eukaryota; Metazoa; Chordata; Actinopteri; Cypriniformes; Cyprinidae. Bases 134 to 634 code for a protein of 166 amino acids. The record is from RefSeq and is a predicted model, not a curated record. The transcript is spliced from 5 exons.